AGAGGGGAGAGAGAGAGAGAGGCACAUAUCUCCUCAAUUUUCCGUCCGUCGCUCUUUCUGCCCGCCGAAGCUGCUCUCCUUACGUCCGUCGCUUUGUCCGACCCAACCCUUCCAAAAUCUCCGUCUCUAUUCUGUUCUUCGUCGGAAACGGCCUCCCUUUCGCCUUUUUCAAGCUGAGGUCUUCAAUCCAGGAAGUUUCAGGGGAAAUUGUUGGAGCGGGUAAUGGCUGGGAGUAUGAGUGAGGAUAAUGGGGCUGGGAGGUCUUCGGAGGGACUCUCGAGCGGACAGCGGUGUCAGUCUGGUGAUUCCCUUAUGGACUGGCGGUCGUCUGAGCAGGUGGAAAAUGGCACUCCAUCCACUUCGCCUCCUUAUUGGGACACUGAUGACGAUGAUGAUGGGCCUAAACCUUCGGAGCUAUAUGGGAAAUUUACAUGGAAGAUAGAAAAUUUCUCUCAAAUUAGUAAAAGGGAACUUCGGAGCAACGCAUUCGAGGUUGGCGGGUACAAAUGGUACAUUUUAAUAUAUCCCCAAGGCUGUGAGGUCUGCAACCAUCUCUCUUUGUUUCUUUGUGUAGCUAAUCAUGACAAGCUUCUUCCAGGUUGGAGUCAUUUUGCCCAAUUUACAAUAGCUGUGGUGAAUAAAGAUCCAAAGAAAUCUAAAUACUCUGAUACAUUGCAUCGGUUCUGCAAGAAAGAACAUGAUUGGGGGUGGAAAAAGUUUAUGGAGCUGUCAAAAGUAUCAGAUGGCUUUAUUGUCUCUGACACUCUUGUUAUCAAAGCUCAAGUUCAAGUUAUUCGGGAGAAAGCAGACCGGCCUUUUCGUUGUCUUGAUUGUCAGUAUAGAAGGGAACUGGUUCGGGUAUAUUUAUCAAAUGUUGAGAAAAUCUGCAGGGGUUUUGUUGAAGAGAGAAGAGGCAAGCUUGGGACAUUGAUCGAGGACAAAGUGAGGUGGUCAAGCUUCCGUGCUUUUUGGUUAGGCAUUGACCAUAAUGCUAGGCGCCGCAUGUCGAGAGAAAAAACAGAUGCUAUCUUGAAAGUAGUUGUGAAGCAUUUUUUUAUAGAGAAGGAAGUCACAUCUACAUUGGUAAUGGAUUCUCUCUACAGUGGUCUGAAGGCUCUUGAGUACCAGAGUAAGAACAAAAAAGGGAGAGCAAAGUUAGUGGAAAUGGAUGAAAUGCCAGCCCCAAUUGUCAGUGUUGACAAAGACAUGUUUGUUUUGGCCGAUGAUGUGUUGGUACUGCUUGAGAGGGCUGCCGUUGAGCCUUUACCUCCAAAGGAUGAUAAGGGUCCUCAGAAUCGCACCAAGGAUGGAACUUCUGGAGAAGAUUUCAACAAAGACUCAAUUGAUCGUGAAGAAAGGCGGCUAACAGAGCUUGGUCGUAGGACAGUGGAAAUUUUUGUUCUAGCUCAUAUAUUCAGUAAUCGAGUUGAAGUUGCGUACCAAGAAGCUGUUGCAUUGAAGAGACAAGAAGAGCUCAUUCGUGAGGAGGAGGCAGCAGGCCUAGCUGAAAGCGAACUCAAGGCAAAGCGUGGAGCAGCUGAAAAGGAAAAGAGAACUAAGAAAAAGCAGGCUAAACAGAGGCGGAGCAGCCGCAAAGGAAAAGAUCGAGGGAGGGAAGAGAAGUUGGAUGUGAUGGUGCAAGAGAAGCACCAAGGAGAGACCCCUUCUGCUGAAAGAAGCUUGGAGGACUUCCCUCUGAAGCAGGCACAGCCCAUUCUCGAGAAUCUUGACACACCAGAAGAUGUUUCUAAUGUGUCCGACACUGGAGAUGAUGUUUCCGAAACACUUCAACCCGAUUUAGAGGAUAGAGAUGCCAGUCCUGUCAAUUGGGACACAGAUACAUCAGAGAUCCAUCCUUCCACUGAAGCUAGUUGCAGCGGGGUGAGCUGCUUGCCUGUACAAAAUGGGGGAGCAGAGAAGAAGAGCCCAUCCAUUAUGGACGACAGUUCUUCAACAUGUUCGACAGACUCGGUCCCAUCUGUUGUGAUGAAUGGGCCAUACAAAGGGAACUCCUUGCCAAACUACAAAGGUCUAACAUCACCUAGCAGAGGGAAGAAACAGCGUAACAAAGACACACACCAGCAGAAUUCUUGGGGCAAUGAUCCAUAUAAUCCGCAAUUAGAUCCAUCUAGCGAUGUGGGAGCGCUGCGUGAUGCGACUGGCAGUUGUGGUGGGGAUGAACCAGAAUCAGAGGCUUUCCUUCUCUCCUUGAAGGGUCGAAUACAGUGGCUUGAGCAACAUCUAGUUGAAAAGGAAGAAGAAGUCGUGUCACUGCAAAAAAAGCUGCAUGUCAAGGACCAGGUUGAUGUGGAUGGAUCUCCCAAGCAAAGGACAACAGAAGCGUUGCCUUCUCCCAGCAAUCCAAUGAGAAACACACCCUCCAGGUCUCAGCCAAAGCAGGCUGUUGAAACGACAGCUGCAGCUGAACCAGCUGUCAUUAGGCCAGCAUCUUCUAACAGUCCGAGCCAACCAGAGAAAGCAGUUCAUCUAAUAACAAGGUCGCCCCAAAUUCCCUCCAUCUUGAAAUCAGAUACUCAAAAACCUGCUACUCCUCCAAAGGCUACAAGUGCACCGAUCGAGAAGCCUGCAACUCAACAAGCAUCAGCUAUGUCAAGGCCAUCAAGCGCGCCCCUCAUCCCUGCUCCCAGGCCGAAUGCACCUGUCGUAUCUGUGGUUCAGACCAUGCCAUUAUUAUCGCGGUCGGUGAGUGCAGCAGGCCGUUUAGGAACCGACCCAUUGCCGGUCACGCAUAGUUACGUUCCUCAGUCAUACCGAAAUGCCAUAACGGGGAGAACUGUGGGUGCGAGUUCUGCCAGUUUUGCUUCUCGACCCUCUUCAUGUUCCACAAGUCCAUCCCCAUCUUAUUCUCAACCUCCUGUCUUGGCUUCCCCAUCAAUGCUUUCACCUCAGAGCUCUGCUAGGAAGGAUCAAGUCAGGCCGGGCUAUAAUUUUGGCAAUGUGAUGCCGGGAAUUCUGCACAGUCAGCCACAAUGGAUUGACUGCUCCCAACAGCAGACAAACGGCAUGGCAUGUGGCCCAUCACUGCUGAAUGACAUUGCAGGCCUUGACUUGUACGGUUCAGGCAGCAGCAGGUCCCGAACAUACUAUGCUAAUGAAGUGCGAGCUGGUACCUUGCCCCGCCAAUCACAGGGUACAUCAGCGGAUGAGUUCCCGCACCUUGACAUCAUCAAUUACCUACUUGAUGAGGAGCAAGGCACUGGAAAGGCGGGUGCAGCAAUCCAGGGUUCCAACGGUGGAUGCCACCACAGUUUUAACCGGCAGCUCACAUUCCCUGGCGAUGGGGGCAUGGCAGAUGUGGGCUCAUCGAUCAGUUGUUGCAGGUUUGAUCGCACAGCAAGGUAUCCUGAUGAUGGAAUUGAUAGGAUCUACGGCUCUUCUAGCAUGCCUUACAGUGGACUGAGGGUAGUCGAGCCUCAAGUCAGUCUGUCAAGCUACACAAAUGGGCAGAUGGAUGGGAUGAUGCAGAACCAGUGGGCCUUGGAAGGUGCUGAUCUUUCUUUACUCGGUAUGAGGAACCUGGAAGGUGAUGGGUACCCAUUCCAUUUGCCAGAUUACUCGAAUUUGGCAUGCGGGGUUAAUGGGUUCUCCGUAUUCAGGCCGGCAAAUGGGCACUGAAGGCCCCCCAGCUCAGAGUUCCCUUGCAAUUAAUUGUCAUCAAUUAUAAUAAUGUAUUUGAGGAAAUUAUCGGUCUCUCAGCUUUGGAGUGAGGUGUAAUCUUUGUUAAGGAAAAAAAGAACUAUUUUGUAAAGAGUGAUGAUGCCUACAUUUGCCUAUGGUCUCUGCCCCGGCAUGUUUGCUUAUCGUUUUCUUCCAAAUAGAAGACUGCUGAUAUGUUGCUGGAAUUUCCGAGCCAUCCUGCACGUCUGAGCGAAUGUGUGAUUGCCUCAAGUUGACCCAUGUUGAUGUUGUGAUGUAGAAUUUGUUGGUUCAAUCUUUGAAAUGGUGCCCAGAAAUCUAUACGGGCCAGGUUUGAUGAUUAAAUUGGAAACUGAUGUCCUUAUCUGUUGCUUUUUCUUUGAAUGAAUGGGGGUUUAUUUCUUUUA
Messenger RNA from Magnolia sinica, 4064 nucleotides. RefSeq names its product TNF receptor-associated factor homolog 1b-like. The record is from RefSeq and is a predicted model, not a curated record. Bases 223 to 3636 code for a protein of 1137 amino acids. The transcript has 13 exons. Lineage: Eukaryota; Viridiplantae; Streptophyta; Magnoliopsida; Magnoliales; Magnoliaceae. Gene Ontology annotation, molecular function: protein binding.